This is a messenger RNA of Penicillium canescens, 882 nucleotides long. RefSeq lists its product as uncharacterized. The transcript is spliced from 2 exons. The coding region runs from base 1 to 882 and encodes 293 amino acids. NCBI's taxonomy places the organism in Eukaryota, Fungi, Ascomycota, Eurotiomycetes, Eurotiales, Aspergillaceae. The record is from RefSeq and is a predicted model, not a curated record.
AUGGACACUGAAAGCGAUGCAACAAGUGACGAGCUGCCAACACCACAGCCCACACGAAGCAAGAUACAAGCGAGCUUCCUGAUCGCACGACCACCGCCGAAAUCGUCACUUUGCCUGACACCUAAGCUCUUACUCCAAUUCCAACAACUCACAAGCAACGGCCGGUCCCGCCCAGUCAUGGAACUAUGGCAUCCAUCAAUUCGCAAACCGAAAUUGACGCCUGACUUCCACCAGCGCCCCAAAAUGAGGUCUGGUGACAUCUAUGCAACCUGCGAUGAGCCCUAUAUCAUCAAUUCGCAUAAUGUGCGCAAGCAAGCUGGGAGAUCUCCAAAGCAACGGGAUGAGAAUUGUAUCAGUCCACAUAAGAAAGAUGUCGUGACCGUAAUGUGCCGUUCACGCGAUACGACACAAGUAUCGACGAUAAACUUUCGCAAUGAGCAAUGCACAUGGCAGGCCAGUGCACACCCAGCAGGUCCUGCAAACCACAAACUGCGUUAUCGAUUUACUCUCAAUGAUGAGCACAGCGAUGGAAGGUUUAGUAGCCGAAGUAUGAGCAUGCAAUGGGAGAAACGACAAUCUGAUGGUGGGGAUAACGAGUCGACAGGGGAAUGUGAGUCAGAAUAUUUUGUCCUCUGCUUCAUUGAUCACAAAGCACGGCGGAAAGGUCGCAUUGCUACCAUGACUCAAAGUCGGUUGGAUGUCCGUGUUCGUAAGACCUCUAUCAUAGAGCAUCUUCAGGCGUGUUUGGAUUUGACAAGGUCAACUGUUAGCGACAGCGAAUCUUCUGAGAGGUUGGAAAUCUGGUUAUACACGCACGUUCUUCCAAUGGGGACAUGGGUUGCCGAGGAGGAAGGAUGGCUCAAUCAUCCACGAUAUAAAUGA